Molecule: messenger RNA, 1428 nt
Organism: Lathyrus sativus (Indian pea)
Lineage: Eukaryota; Viridiplantae; Streptophyta; Magnoliopsida; Fabales; Fabaceae
Source: the annotation of a GenBank genome assembly
AUGACAGAGUCAACAGGAGAAGAACAUAUGUUUAUUGAGCAAAUUCUUAUUUUUCCAUCAACAUCAACAACAAGAACAAGAAUAACAACAACCACGACCACAACAUCUCUUCCUUUAACAUUUCUCGACUUGCCUUUUGCAGGUCCAAAAUACGUUAAACGUCAAUUCUUUUAUCGCUUUUCUCAUUCACCCAAUCAUUUUUACCAAACAACACUUCCAUCUCUCAAACACUCUCUUUCCCUUACACUUCAACAUUUCUCCCCCCUUGCUGGAAAUCUUCAUUGUCCCCCACCACCCCAUAAACCUUUCAUUCUUUGCACUCAAAACGAUGCUUUAACUUUGACUGUCAUUGAAUCCUUGGGAGAUUUCAACAAUCUCUCAACCAAUCACCACCCAAAAAGUGUCAAAGAUUUUUCUCACCUUGUCCCAAAAUUAACACAAAAAAUAGACAUUCAUGAUAAUGAAACCCUAAUAUUUUCAUUGAUGGCUUUACAGGUAACUUUUUUCCCUAACCAUGGUCUUUGCAUUUCCAUCACAUAUUGCCAUGUGAUGGAUGAUUACUUUUGCAAUCAUUUCAUGAAAUCAUGGUCUUGUAUUCAUAAAAAAGGUAAACUCGUUGACGUAAAAUCACUACCUUGUUUUGACAGACAAGUCUUGAGAGACCCAAGAGGACUUGAGAAUGUUCUAUUAAAAGGCUAUUUUGAACAGAGAAAAAUGUGGAAGAAUAGAAUCCUUAUUGAAAGUCAAACUACAGAAGAAGAAUAUGUUAAAACAACUAUUAUUUUUACAAAAGAACAAAUUGAGAGGAUGAAAAAUUGGAUAUUUAAGAAAUGGAAAACAAAUUAUCCUGAUAUCCAAGCACCAAAAUUUCUAUCUAAAUUUGUUGUAACAUGUGGUUUUGUUUGGGCCACUAUGGUUAAAACAAAAAAUAAAAAUAAAAAUGAUGAAGAUGAAAAAGAUGAAUAUUUUUGUUUUGCAGGUGAUUGUAGAGAGAUACUAGGGUACCCAAUACCAGAAGGUUAUUUUGGAAAUUGUUUAACGUUGUGUUUUAUAACCGCGAAAAGGAAGGAUAUGAAAGGAGAAUAUGGUUUUUUGAGUGUUGUUAAAGCCAUUGAAAAUGCAGUAACAGAUAUGAAAAAUGAUCCAUUAAAAGGUGCAGAAGAAUGGGAUGAUAACUUUAAAAAGGUUUUUAUGUCUGGGAAUCAUUUGUUGGUAAAUGGGUCCCCUAAGUUUAAUGUUUAUGAGACAGAUUUUGAAUUUGGAAAUCCUAUUAAAGUUGAGAUGAUGUUGCAUUCAUCUAAGGAUAUGUCACUUGCUGAAAGUGGAGACAAAGAAGGGGGGCUUGAAGUUGGUUUGAUAUUUGAAACACAUGAAGUAGAACAUUUUUAUUCUUUCAUUGAACAAGGACUUGAAUCUUUGAAGUUCUAA